Carassius carassius (crucian carp) is the source of this 3203-nucleotide messenger RNA. Its product is annotated as NUAK family SNF1-like kinase 1. The coding region runs from base 898 to 2619 and encodes 573 amino acids. NCBI's taxonomy places the organism in Eukaryota, Metazoa, Chordata, Actinopteri, Cypriniformes, Cyprinidae. The record is from RefSeq and is a predicted model, not a curated record. The transcript has 7 exons. Gene Ontology annotation, molecular function: protein serine/threonine kinase activity; ATP binding; tau-protein kinase activity. Gene Ontology annotation, cellular component: cytoplasm. Gene Ontology annotation, biological process: microtubule cytoskeleton organization; intracellular signal transduction; protein phosphorylation.
AGAUUGACACAUUCAGAGAGAGCGAGAGCGACUGAGAGUGCGAGACACACACGCCGGCGUGACUCCGCCCCCUUUGUCUUUAUUCAGUGUUCCUCAAUCUAAAGGAAGACAGAGAGAAAGAAUCACAGAUCAGGACACCAGGAGGAGAGACGGGCCGAACACACCUCACCAUGGCCACAGCAGACCCGAGACCGCAGCACAUCCUUCCGUCCGAUCCCCGCGCUCCCAGCCUCAUAUCAUGGAUCACCGGCACCAGAACCGAGCUGACUGACACCACGGCGGAUCCGAGGCCAGAAUGAGGGUGAUUUACGUCCAGAACGCCGGCGUGGUCGCUGCUUUCUCGACUGAGAUUUUCUGCGGUAGAUUGAUACAAAGGAAUAACGGAGAAAUCAUGAUCGAACGCGCCACGGGAAAGAGAACACGUCAUAACGGAGUAGGAUACGUCAUAAUGUUAUAGAACGAGUCAUAAUAGAUUAAUGCACAAUAGAUACAUUGUCGUUCUAAUUGUGAAUGAUACAUUGUUGCAGUUUAUAAGUGCCAUAAAACCACAUGUCAGGUGUUUAUUCGUUUCUUUGUAAUAAUAUGCCUUUUUAGUCCGUUCAUAGCCCUGUUUUAUCGUUCAUAAUUAGACUGGGAUUAUUAUUUUCUUUUAGAUAGCCUACCAUAUCCAGUUAAAGGUAGAAUAAAUAGACACCUCAUUUAAAUAUAUGAGUCAUUUUUGACAAUCAUAAAUUAGUUUAUAUGCUAACAUAAUAAACAUUUGCAUUGUCAUUUAUUUAUUUAUUUAUUUAUAUGCUAAUUAGCUAUAUUGAUUAGAUUGAUAUUAUCAAUAUUUCAAAGCAUUUAGUCAAGAUAUUUAAACGUAAAGGGAGGUGUAAAAUAUCAUCCUCCCGUGUGAUGGAGACACAAAGGCCAGGUGAUCCGCCGGGCCCCUCAGUGGUGAUGGAGGCCCCUGAGGGCCCCUGUGAGGUCAAACGCAGCAGCUCUGGUGUGAAGAAACAUCAUCACAAACACAACCUAAAGCAUCGCUACGAGCUGCUGGAGACCCUGGGGAGAGGAACCUAUGGCAAAGUGAAGAAGGCCAUCGAGCGCCAUUCUGGAAGAGAGGUUGCCAUCAAGUCUAUCAGGAAGGAGAAGAUUAAAGAUGAACAGGACAUGGUUCACAUUCGACGAGAAAUCGAGAUCAUGUCGUCUCUUCGCCACCCACAUAUCAUCUCUAUAUAUGAAGGAGCCGGCGGCAGCGCCAAACGCUUGGGUGGGAAUGGUGUUGUUCACCGGGACCUGAAACUGGAAAAUGUGCUACUGGAUGAAAACUGUAACAUAAAAAUUGCUGAUUUUGGGUUGUCCAACCUGUAUCAUAAAGACAAGCUCCUCCAGACCUUUUGUGGUAGUCCACUGUACGCAUCCCCAGAGAUCGUCAACGGCAGACCAUACCGUGGUCCAGAGGUGGACAGCUGGGCUCUGGGGGUGUUGCUGUAUACGCUGGUCUAUGGCAGCAUGCCAUUCGAUGGAGGGGACCACAAAAAUCUAAUUUGGCAAAUCAGCAAUGGAGAGUAUCGAGAACCAUCCCAAUCAUCAGAUGCUCGUGGUCUUAUCCGCUGGAUGCUGAUGGUCAACCCUGACCGACGGGCCACAGUGGAAGACAUCGCCAAUCACUGGUGGGUAAACUGGGGAUGGAAAACCAGUGUGUGUGACUGUGAAUCGCAAAGGGAUGCUGGCUCACCCAUGCUGGCUCGUCUAAUUGACUGGCAGAACCGGACCGAGCCUCGACCCACUAAAGCCAUCCGGUCUGACCCAUUCCUGCUUGUCCAUCAACGGCCCAAAAAGUCUAAGAAAGAGAAUGAUGAUGGUGUGUCUCACUGUAAUGGAGACGACAGUCUGGGCUUAAAGAGACCAAAGGGCAUUCUGAAGACAAGAUCCUCUGAAGAGCAACACUCUCCAAGUUCGGAAGAAAUAGAAUCCAGUGUGGGAACCCCAGAGAAAGAAUCUGGGCCUGAAGGUGAAGAGGGCGAGGAGGAGCAGGGGCUAACAGGCAACUCUCCUACCAAAGCGGUCUCUAUCCUUCCAAAGAAGGGAAUCCUAAAAAACAACCAACAACGGGAAUCAGGGUACUAUUCUUCCCCAGAGCGCAGUGAGUCCUCUGAUCUGCUAGGUGGCUACAUUACACCGCUUGCUGCCAGCUCACCACCAAAGCGAGCAGUUGGUAGGAAGGGCAUCUUGAAGCGCAACGGGAAGUAUUCGACAUACAGUGGCGCUCCUCCGUUGAGUGUCCUUGGGGAACCAGCACCUGGUGAUUCUGGUUUAUCCCGCAGUCAGAGUCGCCCAUCUAGUAUUGUAAGGGAGGAUAGCGACACCAUCACCAACAGUUCCUUCAGCAGCACUGACUGGCCCCCACCUGUUGCCCGCCCCAACAUCAGAGGCUGCGUGUCUGCAGAAAACCUUCUCCAGCUGGCCAACUUUAAAGGUCUCCAGGCAGCUCCUCCCCUACACAGUGGGAAAUUCAGCCGAGGAACGCAGGGCUCUCCGGGGGAUAACAGCAGCUUCUCUCUACUAGGAGAUCUUGAUGAUAUGACUCAGGUGUACCAACAAGCCCUGGACAUCAGCAACAACCUGUCAUAGCGAUAGGGUUUAGUUGAGAGCGAUAGGGGCUAGUUGAGAAGGGCCUAGAAAGAAAGAAGGUGGAGCAAGUGGAAGAUGUUUGUUUGGCAUGUUGUUGACGACCAGUGCAAAACUGGGAUUUUAUGAAUGUGAGUCCUUUUUUAAUGGGAUGGUAUUGGAAGUUGUACACAACCAAACCUUAACCUUAACUCCUAACCCUUAACCCUAAUCCUACCCUAUCCUACUUGACCUUUACCCAACCCCUAUCUUAUACACAGUUAAAAUGUUAAAACCUAGGGGGAUUUAAAGGUUUGAAGUAAGUAAAAUUUAAGUUGGUACUCUGGGACAUUAUCCCCCUACAGGCAAGAAAUGAUAUUAAAUGUUUACAUAUUGUUAAGUAUAAGGUGAGUUAUCAUCACAGUAUGGCGUCAUGUAACAGCAGCCUUGAUGAAACAAAAAUAAGAGCCAACCUGAGUUUAUCAAGCACCUUAAAACUCUAACAGAGCACAUGUCAUUUGUGAUUUUUACUCCCCAAAAAAAGAAACCAGGGUCUUGCUCCAAACGAACUGUUGUUGGGUAUUAUUUAUAUAUAUAUAUAUAUAUAU